AUGGCACCAUUAUCUACAGACCUCUUCCGACGCAACUUCAACCCAGAUCUCCCAUCCCAAGAGUUUUUGAGACAAUGGAAAACUCCCGGCGACGUCUUUUCGGUCUUGUUGAUCCUCGGUGGUGAUGUCGUUCUACGUGCCUUGGCACAACUUUCUGGCUCUGGCAUAACCCCCGUGGCAUUCUCUUUUGGAUGGGUAGCAUACGCCAUCACCGCGGUGGUUUCGGCCAUCGGAGAGAACAAGUUGAUGCCACUUCCCGAUUGUGCCUGUAAGGUGAUCAAUGGCAAGUCGGGCUACGUUCGGGACAACACCAGUUGGAUCAUCGGCCGUAUUGUUCGAGACUUUGAAGCAUGGGUUCACCAGGACGUCAAAGUGCAUCUCGCCAAGAUGAUCGAUCAGCGCUGGGAGGAGGACAAGCGAAAGGCCAAGGCCAAAACCAGCGGCGGCCCUGGAACAAGAAGCGACGAUGUACCACCACCAUCCCAAGCCGGUCUCUGUGUGUCGGUGUACAAGGCCGAAUUAGCAGCCAAGGGAUACCCGGGCUAUGAUCUCAUGUAUUGGCUCGGAUUUGCGACGGCUUUCGUUCAGUUGGGUAUCGCGGCCAUCCCUUUUGGCAUUCACGGCGACUGGGGUAUCUUGUUGAUAACCGCGGCGGGUAUCCUUCUCUCGUUCGUCUCUGGUUGCCUGCCACAGUGGAAGAAGGAAAAGUGGGCGUGCCGGGAGAAAUCGACCAAAACCGUGAUCCUGACCCGGGGCAAUGGAAGCCAACACGCCAUCGUCGUCCUCGGCGACGGUAAAGGCCUGGACCUCGAAGAUCUCGCGGCCGGUCAGACCAACGUCGACGUUUCGGCCUCGUGGGUGACCAGGGUUUCCGUCACCGUCCUUGCGGCCCUCUGGAUCCUGGUGUUGAUCACCGCUGCCGGCCUUUCUAGAGAUACUUGGUUUUUGCUGGCUGUCGGCGGCAUUGGAAUCCUUCAAAACAUCUUCGUCGCCGGUUGGAGACGAUCCCCCCAGGCUUACGGGAUUCCGUUGACCUUUGUGGAGGUCAUCGGCAAGACCAAAGCCAUGGACACCCUGUUCGCCGUGGAAGAAAAGUACCACCAUAUCGGCGCGAGCAUGAGAGACACAUUCUUUCCGGGAAAGCUAAGGGAAAAUGAGGUCUGGAGAUGGGAAGAGCUUGAAAGUAUCGCCAAAGACAAAGAUGCUGCAGCAAAGAGAGAUUCCAGCAAAUAA
Molecule: messenger RNA, 1233 nt
Organism: Exophiala oligosperma
Lineage: Eukaryota; Fungi; Ascomycota; Eurotiomycetes; Chaetothyriales; Herpotrichiellaceae
Exons: 2
Coding region: 1-1233 (410 amino acids)
Source: RefSeq, a predicted model, not a curated record